Messenger RNA from Colletotrichum paranaense, 1035 nucleotides. RefSeq lists its product as uncharacterized. Bases 1 to 1035 code for a protein of 344 amino acids. The transcript has 2 exons. Lineage: Eukaryota; Fungi; Ascomycota; Sordariomycetes; Glomerellales; Glomerellaceae. The record is from RefSeq and is a predicted model, not a curated record.
AUGCCAUUCCAAUCCCGAGCCCAAGCCCUCGUCAACGCGCAAACCGGCGCCGACGCCCGCCUAUCCCGGCACACCACCACCACCUCUUCUUCCACCUCCUCGCCCGCCGUCCCCAACAUCGAAGCCCUCAUAGCCCACGUAGAACAGCACGGCUACGUAAUCAUCCCUUCCGCCUUCUCCGCUGCGGAAGCAGACGAAGCCCACGCCGAGAUCGUGCGCCUGACAUCCUCGCCCGAGACAGCCGGGCCAGCGGGAGGGUUCUCCGCCCAUGCCAAUGACAAGGACAGCAUCCCGAUCACCAGCGCAAGCGGCACCACCACCACCACCACCACCACCACCACCACCACAGGCGGCAGAAACAGCUUCGAAGGCUUCAAAACCCACCGCAUCUACGCCCUCCUCAACAAGUCCCCCGUCUUCCACAAGUUCCCCACCCACCCGGCCCUCCUCGCGCUCAACAACCACUUCCUCGACCCGGGCUUCCUCCUCAACGCUUUUCACAGCGUCUACAUCCAGCCCGGCGAGGCCCCGCAGGCGCUUCACCACGACGACGGCUACGUCGGGGUGCCGAGGCCCCAUCGGCCAUUUGGGACGGGCGUUAUGGUCGCCCUCGACGACUUCACCCCCACAAACGGCGCGACCGUCAUCAUCCCAGGCUCCCACACAUGGGGCCCCGACACCGACACCGCCCACCUCCCCCAGCGCAAAGACGCCAUCCCCGUCGUCAUGGACAAGGGCAGCGCCGUCUUCUUCCUCGGCACCCUCUGGCACGGCGGCGGGGAAAAUACCUCGCCCGACCCCCGGAGGGCGCUGACGAUCCAGUACUGCCAGCCCUGGAUGCGGCCCCUCGAGAACCAGAUCCUCGCCGUCGAGUGGGACAAGCUGGCCGGAAUGCCGAGGCGGCUGGUGGACUUGCUCGGGUACGAGCCUGGAGCCCCGUUUGUCGGGUACGCGGAUGGGGUUCACCCGUGGAAGGUUGUCCAGAGGAGGCUGAGGGAGCAGGAGAAAAGUGUAGACAGGCAGGUCAAGUUGUAA